AUGUAUGCCGUUUCCACGAGAGUUUCGCCACGGCAGGAGUCCUACAAGCAGCAGGAGUCCUACGGCAGGAGUCCUACAGCAGCAGGGUCUUACGGCAGAGUCCUACGGCAGCAGGAGUCUACGGCAGCAGGAGUCCUACGGCAGGAGUCCUACGGGAGUCCUACGGCAGCAGGCAGUCCUGCGGCAGGCGUCCUACGGCAGCAGGAGUCCUACGGCAGCAGGAGUCCUAGCGGCAAGGAGUCCUACGGCAGCAGGAGUCCUACGGCAGCAGGAGUCCUACGGCAGGCAGGAGUCCUACGGCAGGCGUCCUACGGCAGGAGUCCUACGGCAGGAGUCCUACGGCAGCAGGAGUCCUACGGCAACAGUCAGGCCGUCCUACGGCAGGCGUCUACGCGCAGGAGUCAGUCCUACGGAGGAGUCCUACGGCAGCAGGCGUCUACGGCAGGCGUCCUACGGGCACUAACGGCAGGAGUCCUCCCAACGGCAAGGAGUCCUAGGCAGGAGUCCUACGGCAUCCUACGGCAGCAGGAGUCCUACGGCAGGAGUCCUACGGCAGGCGUCCUAAGCAGAGGAGUCCUACGGCAGGAGUCCCACGGCAGGAGUCCUACGGCAGGAGUCCUACGGCAGGAGUCCUACGGCAGGAGUCCUACGGCAGGCGUCCUACGGCAGCAGGAAGUCCUACGGCAGGCGUCCCACGGAGCAGGAGUCCUACGGCAGCAGGAGUCCUACGCAAGGAGUCUACGGCAGGAGCAGCAGGUAGUCCUACGGCAGCAGGAGUCCUACGGCAGGAGUCCUACGGCAGGUCCUACGGCAGGGGUCCUACGGCAGGCGUCCUACGGCAGCAGGAAGUCCUACGGAGGAGUCCACGGAGUCCUAGGCAGGAGUCAUACGGCAGGAGUCCUACGGAGGAGUCCUACGGCAAGGCGUCCCACGGCAGGAGUCUACGGCAGCAGGAAGUUCCUACGGCAGGGAGUCCCACGGCAGGAGUCCUACGUGCAGAGUCCUACGGCAGCAGGAGUCCUACGGCAGCAGGAGUCCUACGGCAGGAGUCCUAAACGGCAGGCGUCCUACGCAGCAGGAGUACUACGGCAGGAGUCCUACGGCAGCAGACCUACGGGAAGUCAGUCUACGGUAGCAGGAGUCUACGGCUCCUACGGCAGUGACGGCAGGGUCCUACGGCAGGAGUCAUCCUACGGACAGCCUAGACGAGUCUACGGCAAGCGUCCCACGCAGGAGUACGGCAGCAGGAGUCCUACGGCGCAGGAGUUCCUACGGCAAGUGAGUCCUACGGAGAAGGAGUCCUACGGCAGCAGAGUCUACGGCAGUCAGUCCUACGGUAGCAGGAGUCCUACGGCAGGAGUCCUACGGCCAGGGGUCUACGGCAACGUGGCAGCAGGAGUCCUACGGCAGCAGACAGGAGUCCCACGGCAGCAGAGUUCAUCGGCAGCAGGAGUCCUACGGCAGCAGGCAGUCCUAAUCGGCAGAGUUACGGCCAGGGUCCUACGGCAGCAAGGAGUCCUACGGCAGGAGUCAGCACGAGUCCUACGGCAGCAGGAGUCCUACGCAGCAGGAGUCCUCGCCAGGAGUACGCUUACGGGCAGGAGUCCCUACGGCGCAGGAGUCCUACGGCAGCAGGAGUCCUUUACGGCAAGCAGGAUCCUACGGCAGCAGGAGUCCUACGGCAAGUCUACGGCAGAGUCCUACGAGAGGAGUUCCUAUGGCAGGAGUCCUACGCAUAGUCCUACGGCAGGAGUACUACGGCAGCAGGAGUCCUACGGCAGCAGGAAGCUACGGCAGCAGGAGUCCUACGGCCAGGGUCCCUACUGGCAGCAGGUAGUCCUACGGCAGCAGGAGUCCUACGGCAGGAGUCCUACGGGAGGUCUGUGUGACAUCUUAUCUACAUCUACCAAUAACCUCAGCGAUAAGAUAAUAGACGGCCGCAUAUACAAGCCCAUACCGAAUCCUCGACCUUCGCUCACUCUCAGCUUGGUCUUUGACUCACUGCUCGGAGUCAGGACGCGACCUCCACUCGGUGACCCCUUCGAGUUUUGCGAUGCCUCAGCUUGCGGUGAAACGCGGUCAGGCAACACCUCAUGGUAUUUCCCUGCCUCCGCCACACCUCGCUGA
Molecule: messenger RNA, 2127 nt
Organism: Penaeus vannamei (Pacific white shrimp)
Lineage: Eukaryota; Metazoa; Arthropoda; Malacostraca; Decapoda; Penaeidae
Source: RefSeq, a predicted model, not a curated record